UCAAAAAACCAAUUCUGUUUGGUUAUAGGAUUAACUCCAUACUGACACAGGAUAAAUACCUGAACGGACAAUCUCUCAAAAACCCUAUCCCCUUUCUCAAAUCAAACCCAAAAUAACUGAAGCAUACCUAUCAUGGAAGAUAGUUUCAGAGUCCGAGUCGAUAAAGCAUUUGGUUCUCUAGCUGCCUCCACCGCCGCAACGACGGCGCCGGCAUCAUCCAACUUAAGCUCUCUAUGGUGUCUCACAGACGAAGAAAUCGAGCGAACCGAAUGGAACAGAGACAAGGACAACUCCGAACCCGAAACAUUAACGGAUUCAUCUCCGUUCAAUAAAGAGUUCUUCCUCGGAAAUCGGGAGAAGUCCGAUUUGGAUUUUAGGUUGGAGCUGGAGAAGGACUUGGAUGACCUUGAUGACGACUUAGACGAUGAGGAGUCACGUGGCUCUUCGAGCCAAUCGGCGAGGCGGAAACCUGAUGAUUAUAACGAUGAGGAGUGGGAGAUUAAGAAUUCCAUUGGCUUGGACUGUACUCUUGAUUACGAGGAAGAGGAAGAUCAAUAUGACAAAGUUGCUGUUGGCAGGGAGAAGGCCGGUGACCGCUUGUAUAUGAAAGAUAUAACCGAUUACGGGAUAGAGAUAGAUUCUAACAAUGAGCUUCCUGAUUCGUUAAGGGACGCCCCUAGGGAUCCACGAGCAAAUCACAUUGCUGCCAAAAUUAGGCUCAAAGAAGAUGCAGAAGCAGCUAUUAAGAUGGAUUCUUUGCGGGUUUCUGAGCGAGAUUCACCAGAUCUGGCUGAUAAUCAAGUUAAAGUGUUGGAGGAUUGUAACCCAAAAUCCAUUUUAAAGAGAAGGGAUGAUGAUUCUGAUUCUAAAUCAAAAAAUAAUCAGCCAGAUUCAAAGUCACAAAAGCGUGUUCGGUUUGACCCAGAAUGUAAAGAUGAUUGUGAUAAAGAGUCUGAUGGAAUCAGAGGCACACACAUGGAAACUGAUUCAGUAGAUGAGUCUUUGGUAUAUCCAUUGCCUCCUGAUUAUCCUUCUGGGAUUCCAGAUUAUAUGCGAAAUCCUUCAAAAUACACACGCUACACUUUUGAUUCAUCGAGUGAUGUCGAUGAACAAUCUAACCGGCAAGCCUUUUCAGACUUUCUUAGGAUGCUGAAGAAGUCAAAAACAACAGAAUCACAGCUAGACGGUGCUCCCUUUGAUCUUCCAAAAUCAGUAACCUUCAUGCCAAAGAGAAAAAGCAAUGAUGGUGAAAUGAUCAGCAGUCGCUCUGAGUCAAAGCAAAAUCAGGACAAUUCCGGCAUGGAGUCUAUACUUAGGAGGGGAUUAGCCAUGGGCAUUGCAGCUAGAGACACAGAAGAUGGCGAAACUUGUGCCAUGGAGGAAGAUGAACCAGAAACAGCAACUGAUAGGAGAAACAGUUUACAGAAAUCAGGCAGAAAGUAUCGGGCAAAGGCCAGCUUGGAAAUGGAGGAGACCAUUUGAUAGUUUGUAUCAUCUUCAUUGGGAAACUAUGCUGACUUCUAUCUUUUUAAGACCCUGACUGUAUGAUUAUUCCUUCUUGUAUUUCUAACUGUUGUACUUUAGCAAUUAGCAUACGGUAAUUCUCAUUUAUCUCUAGCCAUAAUGAUUUUUUGGGGUUCAA
Manihot esculenta (cassava) is the source of this 1642-nucleotide messenger RNA. RefSeq lists its product as uncharacterized. The record is from RefSeq and is a predicted model, not a curated record. Bases 133 to 1482 code for a protein of 449 amino acids. The transcript has 2 exons. Lineage: Eukaryota; Viridiplantae; Streptophyta; Magnoliopsida; Malpighiales; Euphorbiaceae.